Molecule: messenger RNA, 1370 nt
Organism: Mercurialis annua (annual mercury)
Lineage: Eukaryota; Viridiplantae; Streptophyta; Magnoliopsida; Malpighiales; Euphorbiaceae
Product: trans-resveratrol di-O-methyltransferase-like
Exons: 3
Coding region: 125-1231 (368 amino acids)
Biological process (GO): methylation
Molecular function (GO): protein dimerization activity; S-adenosylmethionine-dependent methyltransferase activity; O-methyltransferase activity
Source: RefSeq, a predicted model, not a curated record
AAAUCUAUAUGGGUUGCAUGCUAACUCUUUUUAAAUCUAUAAAUAGGAGCUCUUAGCAUGUUGAUUCAUAUGCACUUCAGCAUAUAUAUAUAUAUCUACCUAACCUAAUCAAGAAACCCUAAAGAUGAGUACUAAUUCGGGUGAUGAUACUGCUAGCCUAAUUCAAGCUCAAGAACACAUAUGGAAUCACAUAUUCAACUUCAUAAACUCAAUGUCUCUUAAAUCUGCUGUUCAACUCGGAAUCCCCGACGCGAUCCACAACUAUGGCAAACCAAUCUCUCUUUCUCACCUCAUUUCCGCCUUACAAAUCCAUCCGACUAAAUCCCAUUGUCUCGCUCGGCUAAUGCGCAUUUUGAUCCAUUCCGGGUUUUUCGCUAAUGAAAAACUCAACGAAUUGGAUCGUGUCAAUGACGACGACGAAGAAGAAGAAGAAGAAGAAGGUUAUGUUUUGACGAAUGCGUCUAAGCUACUUCUUAAGGAUAACCCGUUGAGUGUGAGACCGCUCUUGCUAUCCAUGCUUGACCCAAUUUUAACAGAGCCGUGGCAUUUUAUGAGUACUUGGUUUCGAAAUGAUGAUGCUUCUCCGUUUGCUACUUGUCAUGGAAAGAAAAUUUGGGAGUACGGUGGCCAUGAACCAAACUUUGGGAAUUUGUUUAAUGAAGCUAUGGCUAGUGAUGCUAGGUUGAUGAGUAGGGUUCUGAUUAAUCAACACAAAGAAAUAUUUGAAGGAUUGAAGUCAUUAGUUGAUGUUGGAGGUGGAACUGGAACUUUGGCUACCUCCAUGGCUAAAACAUUUCCUCACAUAGAUUGCAUUGUGUUUGAUCUUCCUCAUGUUGUUGCUGGUUUGCAAGACUUUGAGAACUUGAAAUAUGUUGGGGGUGACAUGUUUCAUGCAAUUCCUCAAGCUGAUGCUGUUUUAAUGAAGUGGAUUAUGCACGAUUGGAAUGAUGAAGAUUGUGUGAAAAUACUUGAGCAAUGUAAAGAAGCAAUUAAGGGUAAAGAAGGAGGAAAAUUAAUAAUCAUAGAUAUGAUUAUGGAAAAUCAAACUACAUGGACUAACAAAGAGACUAUUGAAACACAGCUCUUCUUUGAUAUGGCUACAAUGGUUCUGUAUUCUAGUCAAGAAAGAAAUGAAAAAGAAUGGGCUAAUUUAUUUAUUAAUGCUGGUUUUAGUGACUAUAAGAUUAUUCCUACAUUGGGUUUAAGAUCUAUUAUUGAAGUUUAUCCUUAAUUAAUUACUAUUUAUGGAGUUCAUAAUAAAGGUCGAUUGUAUUUUAUGGUUGUAAUGUUAUUUUUAUGGUUGUGAUGGUGUUUUAAUUUGUAAUUACUGCAUGUAUCAUUAUAAUAAAAUUGGUAAUUUUAAUCAAUAA